Blastomyces gilchristii SLH14081 is the source of this 2051-nucleotide messenger RNA. RefSeq names its product mitochondrial genome maintenance protein MGM101. Gene Ontology annotation, biological process: recombinational repair; interstrand cross-link repair. The transcript has 2 exons. Gene Ontology annotation, cellular component: mitochondrial chromosome; mitochondrial nucleoid. Bases 104 to 1033 code for a protein of 309 amino acids. NCBI's taxonomy places the organism in Eukaryota, Fungi, Ascomycota, Eurotiomycetes, Onygenales, Ajellomycetaceae. The record is from RefSeq and is a predicted model, not a curated record. Gene Ontology annotation, molecular function: single-stranded DNA binding.
CAGCAAUCGACGAGACACAACCCUCACAGCUUCAACACCACAACCACUGACUAUCUAACCUGACUGACUGGCAUUUACGUAUCCAGCCAGCUCAUCCCUUAUAAUGGCAUCUCGUGCACUCCGCACAGUCAGUCGGACUGCAGAAUUUCUCCACUCACCGCGGAAAGCAGGACUAUCCGUCUCGUCCAGAGCUCAGCUCGCCUACAUUCCUCUCCGCUCCAUAACCAGCCCAUCAACAUAUCGCCAGUCGCAAUACACAGCAUCUAAAACAUCUGCGGCCUCUAAACCUGUCUCUCCUGCCCCGACCACUACUCCUGCAAAACCACCCGUUUCCUCGUCUCCCUCCCCCAGCUCUUCGUCGAACUCAAACUCCAGUACCACCACCCCUUCAAAACCGACACCAACAACAACCACCGUCCAAAAUCUCAGCAAGACGGGCCUAGACGAUAAGCCCAAAGACCUUGGCAUCUCAAACUCCACCGAAAACAACAACAACAGCAAAGACCAUGUCGACUGGACGCGCUCAUUCCACGGGCUCAGCGCCGAGCCCUUCUCAAAGGAAGCAGCCGCAGUCCUCCUCCAAGAGGUAAACCCAGAAGACGUCGAGAUAAAGCCAGAUGGUAUUGUCUACCUCCCCGAGAUUAAAUAUCGACGUAUAUUGAAUAAAGCGUUUGGGCCGGGCGGCUGGGGGCUUGCACCGCGGGGUGAGAGUAUCGUCACAGCCAAGACUGUGACGAGGGAGUACGCGCUCGUUGCGCAUGGCCGCCUUGUCUCCGUCGCGCGCGGCGAACAAGACUAUUUCUCCCCCGACGGCAUCCCCACCGCGACAGAGGGCUGCAAGUCCAACGCCAUGAUGCGCUGCUGUAAGGACCUAGGCGUGGCCAGCGAGCUCUGGGACCCGCGCUGGAUCCGCAAGUUUAAAGCCAAGUACACCCGCGAGGCGUUCGUGGAACAUGUGACGACGAAGCGGCGGACGAAGAUUUGGCUCAGGAAGGAUGACCCGGUCUCGUAUCCGUGGAAGGAGACGAAGUGAGAUAUAAAUAAUAUGUCGUGAUCUGCCCGUGAUAUAUGCGUGUAUGGAGAUGGGAGAUGGGGACAUAUAUUGACGUUGGGCGGGUGGAUAACCAUUGUCUGCCUUGGGCUGUUGAAUGUAGCCGGGGGGGGGGGGAUACCCCUCCAUUGAGGUAUCCGAUCAACUCCUUCUCCUUUCCAACCCCCAGUAGAACGAGUCCCAGCAUUUCGACCGCCGCGUACGCCAACGCGGUCAACGAGGUUCCGCUACAGCGCACAUUUCUCCCCUCCCCUUCCAUUCUUAGCACAAAACUUUUGCCCCAUCCUCCCAAUAAAAGCAACCAACCCACGUUGCUUCCACCUACUACUCGAACCUCCAUCUAAAAAAGCCUUCAGUCACCGUGUCAACCCAGGACGCCUUUCGCCAUCUUCCCCAUCCCAUGGCAGGGUCAUAACAUUACGAAAGGCUAAUGAAAGUCGCAAUAUCCCAUACACCCAGAUACCCGUGUGCAUUACUAUGUUUUUCCCAUGUAUUAUUUUAUUUGCUGUAUCCCCCUGCAUGUAUAGACUUCCGGGGGAAUUCUGGUCUUUCCUCUCUUGUUCUUGUUUGUUUUAACACUUCCCCCCCCCUAUAUAUUAUCAAAAGCGAUAGUUUCUGUACGAUAGAUGGUUUUUUUUUAGGUAAUCCCAGUAUCUCUCUGUAUGUACAUGUACAUACAGUACAUAUAUGUAUAUGUGAUAGAAUAAUAUACGGGAUAUUGCAAACGAAUGGUUGGAUGGAAACAUUUGGGCAAUGCUGUGACUGAAUGGCUGAAGCUGUUUUUAGCACGGGUUGAGUGCAUUUUCGAGUAAUUGUACUAUAACUAUUACAAUCUGAAUUAAUAUUAUAUCGCGAAUCCCUCUUCUUGUCAACGGGGCUAGUUCAAUAUAGCAACGUUUGAGAGAGGGCAUAAAACCGUUAAGACGCAAGAUAAUAAUUAAUACAUAUAAAAAAAUCAUAAUAACUAUAUAUAUAGGGAAGAGCGUACGGAGUAGAUGGG